This is a messenger RNA of Ruditapes philippinarum (Manila clam), 1214 nucleotides long. RefSeq lists its product as uncharacterized. The transcript has 5 exons. The coding region runs from base 449 to 844 and encodes 131 amino acids. NCBI's taxonomy places the organism in Eukaryota, Metazoa, Mollusca, Bivalvia, Venerida, Veneridae. The record is from RefSeq and is a predicted model, not a curated record.
UACUGGAGGUUACGUACCACGGAGGAUACGUACCAGGAGGUUACGUACCAUUUUUGGAGGUUACGUACCACUUAUAUAUUUUGGAGGAUACGUACCAUAUAUAUAAUUUAUAUAAAAUACAAAUAAUAUAGAGCAUAACAAUUAUAAAAAAAGACCGAAUUUUAAAACUUUAUUAUUACUUUUUAAAAAUCACAUAUGAGCAAUUAAUGUAAAUGCAAACGUUUUAUAUAUGAUUAUCACACAUUCAGAAAUGAGUAAUCUAACAAAUCACAAACAAAUUGCAAACUAUUGACAUUUGAGUGAAUCAGUGUGGUAUUAAUUAUUUAUCACAACUCUGAUCCGGCUUUGACGUGUAACUCAAACUUUAAAUGAGUGAACUCUAAUAAACAUAUAAAUAUACUGCAAUUCUUGUCCGAUAUCACAACUGUAAUUACUUACAGAAAGCAGUAUGACGGAAUCAGCCCACUGUUUAGUUUGUUCUAAAGAAGUUACAAGAAAACAACAUGCUUUACAAUGCGACCAAUGUAAUAAUUGGCAGCAUCGUUUAUGUGGGACAGGAAUAACACAGUCAGAUUACAGGAUGAUGGUGCGUGGUGUUAUUGAGGUCGAGUGGAGCUGUAGCAUAUGCAAGUCUCCGGUUGUUGACAACUCACAAGAAGAAGAAGACCACCUUCAAAUUCCAGCAAUGUUACACGACAUUACGAGUGCUGAAUCUGACCUGAUGGAAGUCGAGCAACGGGUGACCACAGAUGAACUUGAAGAUCGACCACUUAAUAUACCUGAUAGGGAUGUUCAACGCCCUGCUAGAAUACUAGAUGUAUCAGUACGUGAACCACAUGGAUGAUGACGUCCCAGAAGAACAUGACAUUCAAUAUGAGCUAGUGGAAAAGGGAACCAAGAAAGGAGGGAAAAUGUUGACCGCAAAAAACGGGUAUUGUUUUAACGUAAAAAGAAAGAAAGACAACUUCACAUACUGGGUGUGCAGCGUGCGAAGUUCCGAUGUCCAGCAUGGGUCAAACAGUACAGCGAUACAUAUGUAGCAUCUAGCAGCGGUCAUGAACACCCCGCCGAUCCUAGCAUUAGGGUUAAGGUAAAGGUCACAGCGAAGGUAAGUUUAUCAUCGGGAUGAUUUUUUUGAAAUAUCAAUUUCUAUUGACGCAUCGCGAAUAUUUAUGUAAAUUCGUGUUCAUCAAUUAAUUUGGUUGUUUUUUUAU